UUCGCAUUAGGAUCAUCCAGAAAACAAACACACUUCAGCCCUCACGUUCGCUGCAGCUUCUCCCUCCCACAUUCGCUUGUGUGCAUCACCUUUAGGAAGCCCUCGUUGGCUCCUUCCAUUCGCUUUUUGUGUCGUCCUCACUCAGCCCUAAUUCUCUCAAAAUCUAAAAGGCAAGCCUUCGGAGGAAAUUCCUUUCGCAGCCUUGACUCACAGUAGACCUUCGUUGAACAACUCAAACACACGCAAUAACUAUUCUUCGUGUGACGAUCAUCAGGCCUGAUUCUCUUUUGAUCUCUCGGAUUUUCAAAAGACGUCCAGCUUAUUUGCUGCUAAAGAGUCUGUCUAACCUCAACUCGACAUCAAGAUACAGUUACGUUACGUUCAGCCGCUGCACCCUUUGACUCUUGCUAUUUUGUAAUUCAAGGGGAUAUUUAAUUCCGGCUGGCUCUUGCAGCCUUACCAUUACACUCGCUUUCAGGACGGUGGGGCUUACAUAUAUCCGGCAGCCUCGGAGACCUUUCAAACCUUCUCAAGUGCCUUCCAUUCUGUUGCCUCUCUCACGCAACAUUUAAACAUUUUGGCUUUCUAUAUAUCUAAUUGACCUUACUUUCUAAACCGUUUCGACGUUGGCUUUCACUCGUUCAAGCCUUCGUCGUCAAUUCUUUACUCUUAACUUCUUUUACCAAAGCCCUAUUUAAAAUGGCCGGACCUGGAGGUGGACCCCCUCGUAGGAGGUAAGAUACAUACACUCGCAACAUAUCUGAGAACGAAUACUGAACUUGAAAUAGUCAUACCAAAUCUCGAAAGGGUUGUGAAACCUGCAAACGUAGACACAUUCGUUGCGAUGAGAACUUUCCUCAAUGGUAUGUCGGUGAAAGCACAGCUGUCUAGUGGCACGAAGCUCCCAUAUUAACAAUAAUUAGUCGAAACUGUACGAAACACAAUUGCCGCUGUCCAUACAUGGACAUGCCAGUACAGGAGGAGCGAGCUGCAACCCCCGAGAAAGCAGACUUGUUAUGGACCCCAGAAAUCGAAGCAGAUAUUGAGCGUUGGCAACAGACCGGGAACUUCCCCUUCCCUGAUCUGUAUAUCUAUCCAGCUCCUAACCCUCAAUAUUUCACUUUUGAAGACCUCCGUCUCAUUCAUCAUGUUGCUUCCGUUUCCAGCGAGCUCAGCAUCCAUGAUGCUGGCAAUUUCACCAUCUGGACUCGACAAAUUCCACUGUAAGUUGACGUACUUUAUAGAACGGAGGGAUGAUGAACAUUCUAACCAGACUCUAGCUUGCUUAAGAUUGGCUCGAGCUACCCUUUCGUCAUGCAUGCUUUACUUGCAUUGUCUGCCACUCAUUUAGCUUGGUUGACAGACUGCCCCCUCACGGCAAAUAUGGCAUACAUACAUCGUGGUAUUGCUCUCAAAGGCUUGCACGAAGCUAUCGGAGAAUUUUCGAGACAAAAUUCAGAUGCAGUUUUGGGUGCUUCUCUCCUCCUUUCCUGGCAAGCAACGGAAUGGUAAGUCAUUGAUAGAGAUAUUCUGAACAGAACAUGAAGCUAAUCUCCAUAUAGGCGUGGUUGGACCCAGCUGAUGCAUGGGACUUCAUCUGUAUGACUUGAAUAUUAUUUUAGUGUAAUGAUAGUUAACAUCAACUAACAUCUGAUAGGUCAUUGACGCUAUGCAACCAUGGAAAAUGGAAUCUCAAUUCGGCGAUUUUAUUGCAGAGCAAAGUACGUUCCCAACCGCGCCGCCAUCUCCAGCACCCGGCCAGAAAAAACUUAGUCAACCACGCAAGCAAGACUUGGACGCGUUGCAACGCGCUUACGCUCAACUACAAAAGGUGGAAGUCCAUCUUAAGGGUAAUGGCGAGGACACCAAAGCUAUCCAACAGCUCAUGAGUUUUGUUCGAGGUGUCCGGAAGGUGUCCCCAUCCCACACCGCCGCUCAGCGAUUCGAAAUGCUCAACCCACUUCGAGCUUGGUUGUUUUGGCUACCGGUAAUGUUUUUGCAGCAAACACGAGGAUCUCCUUCGGCAUUGGUUAUCCUUGCUCAUUAUUAUACCAUUGCUUUGGUCGUGGAACCUCUUUUUCCUGAAGUUGGAGCUGCAUACUUCGGAAGUCUUUCUUUGGGUCCCAUUGAGGAAAUCGCUCGCCGAUUGUUCUCGAUCAAUGUUUCCCAAACUUCUGACUCCAAUAUGCAAACUCCUCUUCAUCUCAUGGAGUAUCCCAUUGAUAUGGUUUCGAAGUUCCGAAGUCGCAUGGGUUGGGUUCAGCCAGAACGUACAGCAUCAUUCCCGACAUUCUCACAUAACAACUAUAGCAUGGAGGACAAUUUCAACACCAUCUCUCCAUAUGGGAACCCGGCUUUCACCUACAGCCAAGAGCAUAUCAUGACCAUGCCUCCCGAUCCAAUCUCUGCUGCAGCCAUUCCUCCAUUAACUCUCGAUCCAUAUGCGGCUCACUACUUGGGAAUUCCAUCGCCUAGCGGGUUUGGGGGAUAUCAUAGCCCGGCAUCUUCGAAUUUUGGGGAAGGUUCUAUUGUCUACAGCGAACAUGGGGAAGAUUUUGCUCUUUAUGAGGGGCAGGGCUCCGGCUCCAAUUUCGGCGGGUUUGUGCUUCCGACCGUGUGGAUAUAAACCUCGAACGAAGGCGAUUUAACAUUUACGACCAGGACCACAACACCAUCUUUUCAAUUUGAGCCCAGGUCUUCUGUGGACCCAGUCAAAUUUGAACCUCAAACUUCGCACCAUAUGCAGCAACAAAUGCAGCAUAUUCCUCAAUAUCUUCCUUAUACUUCUCAUCCUCAACCGUUACCUCACUCUCCAUUCGAAACUACUCCGGCGAAUCCCAAGGGGAAAGGUCGCGAGCUUUAAUAUCAAACUAUCCUCAUUUCCUUGUUCGAAUUUGCGAUUAUGCGCGCACUAUCAGAUUACGAGAUCAUAUUUACGGAUCUCUUUAAUUAUUGUUUUUAAUACUACACAAUCCUAACGACUCUCCUUUAUAUCCGACCAACGAUUCACGAAUUUAACGAUUUUCUUUUGCUAUGCAUUCUUGUACGAAUACCAGCACCCACGAUCCUUUAUAUACCACUAGCAUAUUGCAUUGGGCGGCGUUUUUUGACUGCGUUUGAAAAGGGGAGGAAUUAUUGAAUGGGCUGAGCUUCAUGGGCUCAAGGAUAGCCAUGGAUGGCUACAAAAAUCAGUUGGGCGUUAUAGUUAAGAAUAGCGGCUAUUUUGUGCAAUGUGCAUUGGAAUGGACUUGGAUUUGGAUUUGGAUUUGCAAACAUCUGGGGUUGCAAUGAUAAUGUGUCUAGAUAAUCUAUCAGAUAAUCUACCAGGAAACCAGUCAAUCGACCUAUCAAUCAAUCA
This is a messenger RNA of Sclerotinia trifoliorum, 3358 nucleotides long. Lineage: Eukaryota; Fungi; Ascomycota; Leotiomycetes; Helotiales; Sclerotiniaceae. The record is from the annotation of a GenBank genome assembly.